AUGGAGAGCAACAAUUCUCACAUUGACAACUCGACCUUCAGUGGAAAUUCAACCCCUGUCAAUGUGCCAACAGAUGUAGGCACAACUGAAAGUAUUGUUGGAAUCGAGGAACUACGGGCAGCCUACCAAGAACUUUAUCAUAGAUAUCUUGCUCUAUUCCCUACACAAAACGUGAUUCCAGAAAGAUUUGGAGGCGAUGAACAGGAAAUUUUGGAACGCCACGCGCAAAUUACUGCUAGAUUAAGAUUAAUGGCUUUUCAUUUAAGCAUUAAAGUCCAUACAUACCAAUUGCCCAAGUCAACAUGUCUUGAUGGCAAGGAGCGUUGCUCCAUAUGCUUGGAUGACUAUUACGACAAGGAAAAACUCACUCAAAUCAUCUGUGGUCAUUUAUACCAUUUUGAUUGUAUUAGAGAGUGGAUCAAACUCAAGAACUUUUGCCCUAUUUGCAAGAGGGAUGCAUGUGCAAGAAUCAAUUAAAAUUUUCGUUGGGUGGACUA
Solanum pennellii is the source of this 497-nucleotide messenger RNA. Its product is annotated as RING finger protein 215-like. The transcript is spliced from 4 exons. Gene Ontology annotation, molecular function: ubiquitin protein ligase activity. NCBI's taxonomy places the organism in Eukaryota, Viridiplantae, Streptophyta, Magnoliopsida, Solanales, Solanaceae. Bases 1 to 477 code for a protein of 158 amino acids. The record is from RefSeq and is a predicted model, not a curated record.